This is a messenger RNA of Papilio xuthus (Asian swallowtail), 2175 nucleotides long. Its product is annotated as proclotting enzyme. Gene Ontology annotation, molecular function: serine-type endopeptidase activity. The transcript is spliced from 7 exons. Bases 168 to 2027 code for a protein of 619 amino acids. Lineage: Eukaryota; Metazoa; Arthropoda; Insecta; Lepidoptera; Papilionidae. Gene Ontology annotation, biological process: proteolysis. The record is from RefSeq and is a predicted model, not a curated record.
CUUUUUUCCUUUUUUUUCUUUCGACAUUUUUUUUUAUAUUUUUGAACCGUGCGUUGAACUUGUUUGGUGCAGUGCGCCGUCUUCAGAUCGUUUCAUAAGUGUUACCAUGUUAUUGUACUCGCAGUGAAAGUGUUGUGACGCAAGCGUUACAUUAGAAUUGAUCUAUUAUGGCGGAUAUCGUUCGCUUUGGGAAGUACCUUACCGUUUUCGGUGUGACAAAUAUAUUCUUGCCGUUACUUAUAUCAUGCCAGCAUCAGCCAGUUCACCACCCGGUCUCCUUCGUAUCGAGAAUGGGUGAAGCUCCAACAAUGCAAAUUCUACCAAGAAACCCGUAUUGGUAUCAUAACUCAAUGCUAAGGAAAAGAUCGCCUGAUAGCAUGCAGAGACCAUAUUACGGACCAUCGCAAUACAAUCAACAGUUAACCUAUUACAAUAACAAUCAGCAAUACAAUCAAAUACCACAAACAUACCCACACUAUGACACCAGAUCGUCAGUAGACCUAAUCCAUUCAGAAACCAGAGACGGUAUUCCAAAUGACGGAAGACUACUUUCAGACUCCGCGUUUUCCAGGAUAUCAGAAACUCUAGGAGCUAUCAAUACUGUAGGUCAUUACCUAGUCGAUAUCGUGAACGAAAAUGAAAGAAAUGAAUCCAAUCCCAAUCUACAACAGCUACCUCAAGCUCUCUACACAUUAAGCAAAAACGUACUCGGUAGAAAUGUUACAGAUAAAAUAGCACCAAUAGUCAAAAAAGCACUACCAAAAGUCCUACCUGAUGCACCAAUAACCAAAAUAGCUACUGGUGACGUGAGUCAGGAAAAUGACGCGAAAUAUUGCACCACACCUGAAGGGGAAGCAGGAGUUUGCGAGGAUCUAAGCAAUUGUCCACAACUCCUAUUGAAUUUGAUAAACCUACGAGAAUCUCUUUGCUUUAAAGAUCUAUUUGUGCCUGGAGUUUGCUGCCCAAGAGAUGCAGUUAUCCCAUCAAUUACGGCUGUAGAAAAACCAGUUGUAGCGACUACUUCAAAACCAACGUAUCUGUUACCAGUAUCAAGUCAAAAGCCUGUAACGAAGCCUACGACAACUAAGAGGCCUUCUGCUGUCUUAGUACUUACGACUAAGAAACCCAAGCCUCAGACUACACGGCCGCCAACCACAACAGUAGCGGCGGUGACAACGCCGCGUCCGGUCUCCACCACCAGCUUCUACACUGAACUGCCGCCCUCUAUCGCCAACUACUCUAAUAUUGUCGACGCCAGUGAGUGUGGUCAACGAGAAGAUGAAGGCGGUCGUAUUGUAGGUGGAACGGAGGCGAAGUCCGGCGCGUGGCCGUGGAUGGCCGCGAUUUACCUGCACGGGAACAAGCGGCGCGAGUUCUGGUGCGGGGGCACACUCGUCGAUAAGCGGCACGUCCUCACUGCCGCGCAUUGUACCAGGGACUCCAAACAGCGACCGUUCCCCGCACGGCAAUUCAGCGUGCGACUGGGCGACGUGGAUCUAGGGCGGGAUGACGAACCCUCGCGACCUAUUACCCUGCGCGUCACCGCUGUCAGGGCCCAUGAGCAGUUCUCCAGGGUCGGCUUCUAUAAUGAUAUCGCUAUAUUGGUACUAUCGGAGAACGUUCAAAAAUCUAAAUACGUGAUACCAAUCUGCCUGCCACGAGGCGAGGUGGCACGGCAGCAGUUUGACGGCGCUAUGGCCACGGUCGUUGGGUGGGGCACCACGCGGUACGGUGGCGCCGAGAGCUCGCGACAGCUGGAGGCCCGCAUGCCCGUGUGGCGCAAUGAGGACUGCGACCGCGCAUACUUCCAGCCUAUCACGGAUACCUUCCUCUGUGCGGGUUAUGCUAGAGGAGGAGUGGAUGCUUGUCAGGGUGACUCCGGAGGUCCACUGAUGUUGCAAGCAAACGGUCGCUGGACGCAGAUAGGCGUCGUAUCUUUUGGUAAUAAAUGCGGAGAACCCGGUUAUCCUGGAGUCUACACCAGAGUGACGCGUUACUUGUCCUGGUUGCAGCAGAAUAUAACUUGAAGCUCGUCUUCCAUGCCUUUAGUGAGGGCGCUAGUGUGUCAUUUUAGUCUGAGAUAGAUUAAUAAUAUAUUUGUAUGGAGCUUUACUAUCUGCUUAGUAUAGCAGCCAUAAUUUAGUGUUAUUAUUUACAAUGAUUUAUACCAUUUAA